This is a messenger RNA of Chelmon rostratus (copperband butterflyfish), 3067 nucleotides long. RefSeq names its product TSC22 domain family protein 2-like. The coding region runs from base 658 to 2925 and encodes 755 amino acids. Gene Ontology annotation, biological process: regulation of transcription by RNA polymerase II. NCBI's taxonomy places the organism in Eukaryota, Metazoa, Chordata, Actinopteri, Chaetodontiformes, Chaetodontidae. The record is from RefSeq and is a predicted model, not a curated record. The transcript is spliced from 3 exons.
AAGAGUGACUGAGUGAGGGAGGUAACUGUGGGCGCUGUUUAGAUUCUCGUUUGUUUUAAAGCGUGGAAUUUAUGAGUCUUUUCCUCCCUCGACCGUUUAGUCAGCGUCGCCACCGAAUGACUUUAAGCUGGUGAAGUGAGCGGGUUCAAAGGACUGCUUUCGAGAAGAUGUCUCACAUACUUGUUCCGACGUAGGGGGAGUGUGCAGCAGCCAGUUGGCUUGACUUGCUAGCUAGCUCAGUGAGUGGAGGGCUGCGGGCCCUCCUCAGCCUAAAGUAGCUCCUGCUGCUGGGCAACACACUCUGCGACAACGGCCGCUUGACAACUGCACAAGCGGGACAUUAGCAGGCCGGUCCGGACUGGCCGAAAGCUCUGGAUCAACCACCGUAAAGGCUGCUGGUAUCAGGGUCUGAAGCCGCAUUGCUGGACAAGACAAGACGAAGUGCGGCGUUGCGUUAGGAGCCCAUGAAACGCAACAGGAGACCGACAGAGGAAGAGAGAUGGCGUAGAUACAUCUUGAUCACAGAUAGCUAGGCUAAGUUAAAUAGAUUCAAGUGUGCUGUUAAAUAUGAUCUGAGCUUUUGGGAGCUGCAACCAGCUCGUCUCUUUCUGACGGAGGAUAAACAUAGCCAUACGGACUUGGAGUCAGGCUGUCAAUAUGUCGAAAAUGCCGGCCAAGAAAAAGAGCUGUUUCCAGAUCACAAGUGUGACUCAGGCCCAGGUGGCGGCUAUAGGUGCCACCGACGACACGGAGAGUCUGGAAGACCCAGACGAGUCACGGACUGAAGAUGUGUCGUCGGAGAUAUACGACAUGUCGCGGCCUGAGUACGAGCCUGCGUGUGACAGAAGUUCAUCCGAAGAGGCCCUGAAUAAUGUCGGAGAGCCAGAAACAUCAUCACACAUACCUCAACCCGGUCAGUUGUCCGCGCUGUCGAGCAGUUCCGCUGGGGAGUUUCGAAAAGUGUCGGGCUCCACUCAAGGUGGCCAGCAGCCACCGGGGAUCGGCGUUACGCCUGGUUUGACCCUCCCCACCCAGCCUGGGGCAGUACAGCAACAGUCUGGUCCAGCAGCCGGCGCUGGGCCAGCCGGUGUGUCAGCAAACACAUCCCAACCUGCAGCAGUGACAGGUUCUGCUCCUCCUCCCGCCACCUCCACGGUGAGUUGCACUUCACGCUUCAGGGUCAUCAAACUCGAUCAUGGUACUGGAGAACCCUUUCGUAGAGGCAGGUGGACGUGUACGGAGUUUUAUGAGAAAGACUCUGAGAGCUCUGCUGUUAGUAGGACUGUAGAUAGCAUAAGGCAUGCCAGUGCUCCACUGGACCCUGCUGCAGACAGAGACAGUGGGCUCGGGCAUACAGGAGGAUCUGUGGCGGCCCCAGCAACACACUCAGCCCAGGGCUUGGGCUCCGUGGCGGAUGCUUCCCUCUCCUCCUCCCGCAUGCAUUCAGUGGAGACACUACCGCAGCAGCAGCAACAAAUCCACCUUCAGAACUACAGCGCUCGGCAACAGGGGGCUAGUGGGUCGACCGCACAGAGUGCUUUCUCCAGCAGCAAGCCCACAGCUGUCCCGGCUCAGCCAACAGUGGGAGGUCUCCAGCCUUCUGCUCCCCAGAGCACGCUGCCUGUUGGACAAAAUGGCCUGCCUCAGUCCAGUGUCCACAUACAGAAGUCCCCCAUCAUGCCUCCCUCAGCCCAGCCCAUCGCAUACCCUCCCCAGCAUCAGCAACAGCAGUUUCCCAUGGGCCACCACCUGACCAGUCAGUCGGAAUACUAUCAGCAGCAACAGCCCACUACCAUGCAGCCAGGGCUUGCCACUGGCCAGUCCCUCCCAGUGUCCAGCCUCUCUGCAGGACCACAGCCCGUGGGACAGGGACCCGCUUCUGGUUUGCCACCAGCCUCUGGAGGGGCCUCUGUGCCAAGUCAGGUUGGAGAUGUUGCAGGAGCAGCAGGGGGAUCUGUACCGACCGGACAGCCAGUCCCGGGCCUCUUGCAGCAGCCAACUGGAGGAAUGGGAGGUGUCGGAGGCUCCGUACUGACUGGUGGACCCACUUUGCAGCAACAGAGUGUGAGUCAGUAUGCAGCUGCUGGACAGCCUCAACCCCACGGCCUCCACCCUGCAUCAUCUGGUGUACAAAAUGUGCCUGCCAUUGCAGUGAGCUCCAGUGUGUCCGCCACUGUGCCCACUGCUGUGCUCAGUGCCUCCAGUGCAGCCAUGCCAAAUGUGACAGCCUCCAGUUUGCCUCCAGGCCAGAUACCCCACAGCAAGACUCUAGUGGCUUUGGGUGUGCAGGGCCUCCCAGCAACUGGAUUUGGACAUGUGGAGGGCGGUGGUGGAGGGAAGUCAGAGGGCCUUGUCAACACACAGUCUCCUGUUGCCUCUGGGAAGGAACCGGUGAAGCCCCUCAUGCCUGAGAGCCUGCAGCUUGCCACUCCCACCGUCAACAGCCUGUUUGGAAUCCACAUACCUGUCGACGGGGAUUUGGACAGGGCCUCGGGAACCAAUGUUGCUGCCAUUGAUAAUAAAAUUGAACAGGCCAUGGACCUGGUGAAAAGCCAUCUGAUGUAUGCAGUGCGCGAAGAGGUGGAGGUCUUAAAGGAGCAGAUCAAGGAGCUGUACGAGAGGAACUCUGUGCUGGAGAGGGAGAACGCCGUGUUGAAAUCGCUGGCCAACAGCGAGCAGCUGUCUCAGCUGUCCUCCCAGUCGGCCACCGGCUCCGGCACCACGCCUCCCCAGCAAGGACUCAGCCAGCCUCAGCAGCAGGUCCAGCCUCAGCCUCAGCCGCAGUCCCACCCCCAGCUCCAGCACCACCCCAAACCCCAGCAGCUCCAGACUCAGCCUCAGCUCGAUCCUGGCCAACAACAACAACAGCAGCAGCAGCAGCAACAACAACAACAACAACUGCAACCCAACGUCACCUCUGCUUGAAGUGCAUCUGCCCCGCUUCGCUGGGGGCAGAAAAAAAAGAAGAGCAUCUUCUCUACAACUUAUUACAAUUAGUGUAUGUGAAAUUAAAAAGAAGAAAAAAAAAAAAAAACUUUGUCUUCUUAGCCACCAGCUUGACCACAAA